Molecule: messenger RNA, 624 nt
Organism: Yamadazyma jaroonii
Lineage: Eukaryota; Fungi; Ascomycota; Pichiomycetes; Serinales; Debaryomycetaceae
Source: the annotation of a GenBank genome assembly
AUGAAGUUGGCCGAAGCUUUGAGAGUAAGAAGUGAUUACGUGACUAAAAUAAAUAACUUGAAAGGGAGAAUAAAAGUCAACGCUAAAAUGCAAGAAGGUGAUGAAUGUAAAGAUGAUCCAACAUCAAAUUUGGAAGAUUUGAUCAAAAUUGACUUCAAUUUGACUAAAUUGAUAACACAAAUCAACUUGGUUAACUGUGAGGUGACAUUGGAGUACCCAUCUUUCAUAGAAGGAUCAGAGUUCUCCACUGAAAUAUUUCAGAAAGAUUUCCUGUAUGAUGAUUUUGAGAUUGAUCCAGAGAGAAUAAAGCCGGUCAAAAAAACCAUGUGUGAAGCAUUGAUGGAAAGGGAAAGUAUAAGAAGGAGAAUAAAACAUUAUGAAGACGCUGUUGAUGCAUCAAAAUAUGUCGGAGGAUAUAAUUAUUCAAAAUCUGAAAUCAGAAUUGUUUCUUUGAUUGAUGAAGUAAUGCUACAAAAAAAAAUAGAUAGACUUUCAGGAUUCUUGCGAAUAAUGGAUACAAAAAUACAAGAGAGGAAUUGGGAAAUAGAUUUCGAAGAAACCCUAGGAAUAGUCAUAGAGAGUCAAAGAAGAAAGGAGAGAAAGAGAUUUCUUUACUUUUUUUGA